GGAGAGAGCGGGCUGCGAGUGAGCGGCUACUGAGCGGCUACUGCCCCUCAGACUCUCCGGGCAAUGAGCACCUGGGGCUGCAACCUGACUACUCGCUAUGAGGAGAGGCAAAGUCAUGGCCCUGGCGACCUGCCUGGGCUCCUUCAUUUUGGUCAUAUUCUACUUCCAGAGCCAUUUGGGUUCAGCUGAAGAUCAGUUCUUGGGUGGCAGAUGGCAUGGAAAGCCCAGAAGAAGUCCCUUGCAAGCCCUAUAUGACAGUGCGCAGUUGGAGCCCUCCUCUAUCCAAGCAAAGCAUCAGGGGCGCCGGGAGCUGCUGGCCAGCACCUGUAAGACCUACACAAGGAAGCGCCGAGUCCUGACAUCUGAAGAUCUGAAACAUCUUGUUGUGGAUGACACCCAUGGACUUCUGUACUGCUAUGUACCAAAGGUAGCCUGCACCAAUUGGAAGAGGGUCAUGAUGGUCCUCACUGGCCAGGGCAAGUAUAAGGACCCUUCUCUCAUACCGGCUAACGAAGCUCAUGUUCCUUCAAACCUACGCUUGCUCUCAGAGUUCAGCACCGCAGAAAUCAACUACCGGCUAAGGAACUACCUCAAAUUCAUUUUUGUGAGAGAGCCAUUUGAGAGGCUGGUGUCCGCAUACAGGAACAAGUUUACCCGUACGUAUAACACAGCCUUUCACAAGCGCUAUGGGACCAAGAUCAUAGAACGCCAUCGUAGGGAUCCCUCCGUGGAGGCCCUGGAACGAGGCAAUGAUGUCACUUUUGAGGAGUUUUUGUACUACCUGGUGGACCCAGUGACCCAAAGGGAGGAACCUUUUAAUGAACAUUGGGAGAGGGUGCACUCUCUUUGUCAUCCAUGCAUCAUCCAUUAUGACGUUGUAGGAAAGUAUGAAACUCUGGAAGAAGAUGCCGAGUACUUGUUGCAGCUCAUUGGAGUUGGAGACUCGGUCAAAUUCCCAUCUUCUUCCAAAACUACACGGACCACAGAUGGGAUGGCUGCCGAGUUCUUCAAGACUGUGCCGCUCUUCUACCAGCGCAGACUCUUCAACUUGUACAAGAUGGACUUCCUGCUCUUCAAUUACACUGUCCCACAUUUCCUGAAGUUACACUGAGCAGAUGGUGAGAGCGCCCGUGGGCCUGGUGCCCAUACAGCUCUUCAUCGUAUAUAUAAAGGAUUUGGUUAUUUAUUGCUGAGUGAAGUUGCGAUGUGGACAUCGAUGCAUUUUAUAGACACGCUUGGGUGUGGAACUGCACCAUUUUGUAACUAAUGACUGUCUGCUUUUCAUUGAUUUGCUGAUAAAUUGGCUUGGGUUUAGCAAACCUGCAUGGAACUUGUGUUUCAUUUUGAAAGGUCAACAUUUCUUAGAAACGAGUCGCUCUUAUAUUAAAAGUGAAAUAAUAGCA
This is a messenger RNA of Xenopus tropicalis (tropical clawed frog), 1403 nucleotides long. RefSeq names its product carbohydrate (chondroitin 4) sulfotransferase 13 (gene chst13). Bases 116 to 1111 code for a protein of 331 amino acids. Gene Ontology annotation, cellular component: membrane; Golgi membrane. The transcript is spliced from 3 exons. The record is from RefSeq and is marked provisional. Lineage: Eukaryota; Metazoa; Chordata; Amphibia; Anura; Pipidae. Gene Ontology annotation, molecular function: sulfotransferase activity. Gene Ontology annotation, biological process: carbohydrate biosynthetic process.